AGAAUAAGCCUGUCGAGCCGGUCCCAAACACAGAGCGGGGCGCCCAGGUGUCGUACAAGUCAAGUGGGCUGCUCGUCACAAGAUAACAAUCGUAUAACCAGUUGGUUAAGCCGAGCCGAGCAAACGCGCGUCGCGCUACCCGUGGCAUCCUUUCUUUCUCUGUUAACUUGAUCAGACGCACGCGCAGAGUGGGAGACACCGAAGAAACAUUCAUUCGAGAUCUUCUCUUGCGAGAGCCUUUUCAGCACAGAUAGGAAGGGGCCAGCGUUUGGGAGUUCGCGACCCAUGAAAGUGCGCCAUGAAGCUCGCAAGCUUCUGGAUGGUAUCGGCAACGGCGCUCAUCGUCUUCGCUGAAGCCCACUCGGCUGAGAUACUGUACAGAAUGGACUUCGCCAAUGGAAGCUGCAUUACGAACCUCGGGACGAUCCCAGACGGACACUCGUUCUAUGACGAUGUCGCGUGCGUGCGCUACAUCUGUGCUGCCAGCGCUAGGUCGAUCAAGUUCAUCGAGUGUCCCAAGUUUGUAGUCGACUUGACCGAUGGUGUCUGCCGCAUCGCUUCCGGAAAGCUCGGACGAUAUCCCGAGUGCUGCGACUACCCGGAAUGCGACCACAACGGGCACUCAUCCGACCACCUAACGCCUCCUAGCGUGAAAGGAUCUCAUAAUCGUGGCGGGAAGUCUGUGAUCAAAAAGCACGUGACGCAGCCACAUAGAAUAGUCAAAAAGCAAAAACCUGGAAAGUGAUGUCUCGUGGCCUGUUU
Messenger RNA from Dermacentor albipictus, 762 nucleotides. Its product is annotated as complement inhibitor CirpT4-like. NCBI's taxonomy places the organism in Eukaryota, Metazoa, Arthropoda, Arachnida, Ixodida, Ixodidae. The record is from RefSeq and is a predicted model, not a curated record.